CUGCUUAUUGAUUUGAUUUAAACUUCGUAAAAACUGUUCUUAAAUGUUUUUAUUUACAUUUCAUAUGAGUUGUUUUGGAUCAUAUGACAGUCAGACUCCGCCUCCUACAAACCAGUCCCAGCUAGAAAAAAAAAAUAACUGCGUCGUACUUAGAAACCUGAAGGUUAAGCGGACAGAUACACAUAGAGCAGAGAUGAAACACUUUAUAUAUUUACUCUUUCUGAUGGGACUAUUUCAGAAAGGUCUAACAGCUCUGGUACAGACACAGCAGACUGUGAUGGCAGCAAUGGGAGAAGAGGCUCAUUUAAACUGUCAGCUGAUGCAAAAUAAAGAUGUUGUUCAAGUCACAUGGCAGAAAGGUUCACCUGAGAAAGAGGAAAAUGUUGCUACCUACUCCGAACACUUUGGUCCAAGAGUGAAUUUUGGCUUUAUUGAUAAAGUGGGGUUUACUAAAGAUGCUGGACUGCAGAACAACUCCAUAGUUAUCAGGAACCUGGCAGAGCAGGAUGAAGGCUGCUAUCAAUGUUUGUUUAACACCUACCCUGAAGGUCGUCUCACAGGUGCAACCUGCAUCAAACUCUAUGAGCUGCAUGAACCCAUCCUACAUGUUAGAGAAUCAAACUCUUCUGAAGAGGCAGUUGUGUCCUGCUCGGCCACAGGUCGACCUGCUCCCACAGUAACAUUAAGAGUCCUGCAACAAGACCUCCACUUCUCAAACUACAGCUCUGUCAGUCUCACCAACACCAACGGUACAGUCGCUGUCACCACCACAGCUGUGCUGUCUGGUUACCGUGGCAACAGUCCAGAGGUUGGAUGUGCAGCGCGAGUGCUCUCUGGUCCUCAGAUAGAGGUGUUUAUGAUGAUUCCUGAGGUCAAACAGUCGUCUGCUGAUGGAUUUAAUGAUAAAUCUGGAUCUAAAGACAGAGAUCGCAAUUUCACCUGGAUCAUUGUGUUGUCUGUGGUAGUGGCCUUUGGUUGUGUUUGUGUUGCAGUCAUCACAUUCCUGCUCAAAAGAAAUCAUCAAAACAGUCUGUCACACAGAGACCCUGAAGAGAUCAAGACACCACAAAAAGCCACUGAAUCCACUGAUGAGUCCAAAACACCUUUAAUGCAGCAAGAGAACGAGUUAAGGCAACGGGGAACAUCUACUGUUAAAAAAAAGAGAAGCUGCAGCCCAAAAACACCGUCUCCAACAGGAAGUGUUCGACAACAGCUGAGUAAAAUGUUUAGUGACACAGAAUCCUUCAAGACUGUAGAGACAGAGUGAAGACAGAUAGGAUGAAAUAUGGAGACAUUUAUGAAAGAACCAACACUAAAAGACCUGUUUAAGAUUCAUCUUUCAGUUCAACACAGAGAAUAUAAACAAAGAUUAAUGUAAACAGCUGAUUUUAUAUUAAUGUUUUCCUACUUUUUUAUUCUUUACUGUUCUUUACUUGUUUUUAUGUUUAAAUGUUCUUUAACAGUGGAAAGAUCUUCUCUGUGUCUUGUGACUUCACUUUCUAACAUCUGUAAUAUAUUUGCAUCCUGUGUUUUUACUUCUUUCUGUCAAAUUAUUAUUUUUUUUCUUUUUAAAAUGAAAUGUAUAUAAAUGCACUGCUGCUUCUUUUUGUAUGUUUUUAUAUCAGCUCAGUUAUAUAAAGAUUAAACUUAUUGGAGACUACAUUAUAUUAAAUUGAACAGAAUAAAAUGUUUUGUAAUGGUCUGAAUUAUGGCUUAAAAAUGUAAUUGUGGGCAUUAAAAAUAAAGAAUGUAUAUUAUUACUGUGGUAAAGGAAGCUUUAACUAAAUGAGGGUGUUGUUGACAGAAAUGUAACUGUCUGAAAUCUUGGUGUUUUAUAUCUUGAAAAUGUAUUUUAAUAAAAUAUUAACUUUCUAAA
Molecule: messenger RNA, 1876 nt
Organism: Dicentrarchus labrax (European seabass)
Lineage: Eukaryota; Metazoa; Chordata; Actinopteri; Moronidae
Product: poliovirus receptor-like
Exons: 7
Coding region: 44-1267 (407 amino acids)
Molecular function (GO): cell-cell adhesion mediator activity
Source: RefSeq, a predicted model, not a curated record